Messenger RNA from Lepisosteus oculatus (spotted gar), 3123 nucleotides. Its product is annotated as prostaglandin E2 receptor EP4 subtype. Gene Ontology annotation, cellular component: plasma membrane. Gene Ontology annotation, molecular function: prostaglandin E receptor activity. NCBI's taxonomy places the organism in Eukaryota, Metazoa, Chordata, Actinopteri, Semionotiformes, Lepisosteidae. The record is from RefSeq and is a predicted model, not a curated record. Gene Ontology annotation, biological process: positive regulation of cytosolic calcium ion concentration; negative regulation of inflammatory response; adenylate cyclase-activating G protein-coupled receptor signaling pathway.
GAGCUCCAAAGGGGAACUUUGAAGAGCUCAAUUUUUUAUUGUAUAUCAGUGAGCCACAUGUUUGGAAGACGCGGAUACACCGGAGGGUAAAUAAAUAUAUAUUUUUUAUAAAAUUAAUAAAACUCACUUUGACAUAAACAGUGGGGGGAAUGAGUCAUCGCACUGAAAUCAAGUGAUCCUGAGAUACAGAGUGCUGCGGGGCUCAAUUGUGCAGAACUUCGACUCCAAAGACAAAUGACGUUUAACGACGAAAGGUGAAAUCUGGUGAAAAUAACGCUUUAAUUAAAUUAAAAAGGAAACUUCUUUCAUUGUGUCUUCAGCCGAGGGAGAUGUUGGAAGAUAACGCAUGUGAAUUAAAACGGAGGAUUUUUACAAAAUAACACUUUCCCUUUAGCUUGAAUUGGAAAUUCCGGGAUUUUUCUUUUUAAUUAUUAAACAUUGUUUCCGCAAAAAAAGAAAGGAUGAAUGGCAGCAGCGAAUGUCCGAAAACUUUCCCCAAGGACCCAACAAUUCCUGCUAUAAUGUUUAUUUUUGGGGUCGUUGGGAAUGUGAUCGCAAUCGUCGUGCUUUGCAAAUCCCGCAAGGAGCAGAAAGAGACAACUUUCUACACGCUAGUCUGUGGUCUGGCUGUGACUGACCUCCUGGGGACAAUGCUCGUUAGCCCUGUCACCAUUGCCACAUACGUGAAAGGAUCCUGGCCGGGUGGUGACCCUCUGUGCCAGUACUCCGGGUUCAUUCUGCUCUUCUUUUCGCUGUCAGGUCUCAGCAUAAUCUGUGCCAUGUCGAUUGAAAGGUACAUGGCUAUCAACCAUGCGUACUUCUAUAACCAUUAUGUGGACAAAAAACUCGCAGGCUUAACUCUCUUUGCCAUUUAUUUUUCGAACAUCCUGUUUUGCGCCUUGCCCAGCAUGGGCUUGGGACACGUAAAGAUGCAGUACCCCUGCACCUGGUGCUUCAUUGACUGGAGAAGUAAUAAGAGCAUACACGCAGCGUUCUCCUACAUGUACGCGGGAUACAGUUCUUUUCUCAUCUUGGCCACGGUGGUCUGUAAUAUCCUGGUGUGCGGAGCCCUUAUCAGGAUGCACAGAAAGUUUGUUAGGAGGACAUCGCUUGGCACGGAUCAAGGCAGGAUUGCAGACCUUCGGAGGAGAAGGAGUUUUGGGCGUCUGGCUGGAGCAGAAAUCCAAAUGGUCAUCUUGCUUAUAGCCACAUCUGUGGUAAUCCUCAUCUGUUCGAUACCGCUGGUUGUGCAAGUGUUUAUUAACCAGCUGUACCAGCCUCAAGUGGAAACGAAGAUUGAAAACAAUCUCGAUCUCCAAGCAAUUCGCAUUGCAUCGGUAAAUCCCAUCUUGGAUCCCUGGAUCUACAUUCUGUUGCGCAAAGCUGUUGUCCUGAAGCUCAUUGAGAAGAUCAAGUGCCUGUUCUGUAGGAUUGGUGGGCGAAGAAGGCGGACAGGAGGCAACUUCCACUGCAUAGAUGGACAGAGGUCAUCAGUGCUCUCCCGUGAUUCACCAUCCCUUGUGUCUCGGGAGCUAAGGGAAGUCAGCAGUACUUCCCAAACUUUAUUGUACCUCCCAGAAAAUGGAGAGAACUUCAUUGGGAGUUUUAGGACAGGACAAGGAAGGUUGGACUCAGGCAACUCUGUCGACCGGUCUUCUUUUAGAAACUUGCGGAGCUCCGAUUCUUCACAUGAGCAGGAUUUAGAAUGCAGCAAUUUAGUAAAGCAAUCUGGCUGCUUGAGCCCUUCGAAUAUGAACCGGUCACCUACGUAUCAAAAGGACCAGGCUCUGCAUGUGACUUUUACAGCUGAAACAUUAAAUUUGCAGGAAAAAUGUAUAUAGCUCCAUGAAUUUCAUAUUCCAUCCUAAGAUGACUUUUAGGCAGCUUUUGAUGAAGAUGUGAUUAUGGCCCUCUCCUGCACAUAACUGUCACAAAAUGGCCUUUAUGAAGAGCUGUAAAGGAAUCCCAUUUCUCUGUGGCUGUUAAGACUAAAAUGUGAAUAUAAUUUCAAGUUAUACAUAACUGAAUUUGUUAUGAAUACAAAAACACAGCUCGAACUGAGAUUCAGUGCAAAUGAAAGUUUGUGUACGAGAUUGAGCCUGAGUGAUGAAGAGCACAGAAUUAUUCACUCUAAAUCUUGUCUGGUAUGUUUAAGAUUCAACAUAUUCAGAGUUCCUUGUGUAAUACAGAAGUUUUUUUGGGUUAGUGUUGAUGUUGAAUGCAAAAAAACUGCAAACAUACUAGUUAACGCAGUAAAAACAGCACUUAGAAAAUGUCAUUUGUGGAAAAAAAACUUUAUCACACCCUCACUUUAAGCAUGUGUACCUGAGAUAGGAAUGUAUUUUUUUAACAAUGUUCAGCACAUGUUUUUUAAAUUCCACUUAAACUGUUCACCUCUGGCUUCCACCGCAUGCCAUUUGAUGUAAAGAAAUGUGUGUCGUAUUGGAAACAAAAAUGUGAUUUUUUUCAUUUUUUUGUUAAUUUAUUUUAGUCAAGGUGCAAGAAAAUCUCUUCUCUGUGAGAAGGUUUAAGUAAGGCUUUUAAUAAAAGUGCAAUGCUUUCAAAUAUGAAGUAAUCACAGUUCAUUAUUUCAUUUUCCAUUGCCAAUCAAAUACUUCAUGUAACGAUAUCUAAAAUCAGACAGGAAAAUUGCAAUAUUUAAUUGUGAUUUUAGUACUAAAUUAUUGGAAACCAAAUAGUAAGACAAAAAGCCAAACAAAACAGUAUUCAAAUUGGUGGACAACACAUAUAAAAAAGGCAUCCUAAGAAUAUCUUCUCUAACUAAAUGAACUAAUCAUCUGAAAAGAUUUAGCAGUCUGCUAUUUCAAUGUGACUUACUGUAUGGUAUCAUGUCUUGUGAAAGUCUUCAAGGCUGAGCAGAAGUUGUUUUUUAUCAAUACUGCAAUCCUGGUGCAUGAUUUCAUUCAAACCAGAAAGGGGUGGCCAUUUAACUAUUUAGAGUGUUUGAAGCUAUUUUGAGUUUUGUACAUAUUUUUUCAAGUAUUUCUGUAUUUUUAUUAAAGUCAUUGCUGCCUUGCUUAUAUUAAGUCAUAAAAUUUAUUGAUGUACAGUUAACUAUAACAUAUUUUUGAAAUUAAUAAAAAUACGUGAAAGAAACAAAAA